AUGGCGUCCACGGGAUCUCAGAACGAUUCGCACAGCGCCGUGAACCUUCUUACAACUUCGGCACAUGAAUUACAGGCUUUGCAGUCGGCAGGCACGCUCACCGCUGCUGCUCUGCUGCAGCUUUGCUUGAGCCAGGUUGAACAGUACAACAGCAGUCUCAAAGCCGUCAUCGCACUGGCGCCUGUGGGCUACUUGAGGAAGGUGGCAGUUGGACUUGACCAGGAACGACACAACGGCAAGGUCAGAGGACCGCUACAUGGGAUCCCAAUCUUGCUCAAGGACAAUCUCAAUACGAGUUCAGAUAUGGGCAUGGACACUGCCGCGGGCUGUUUGGCUUUCACAGAGACGCACCCAAGAUCUAGCGCAGAUGUCGUGCAAAGAAUGAUUGCCGCAGGAGCGAUCGUGAUGGGAAAAGCAAAUCUCUCGCCUGACUUCCUUCGGCCAUACUCAUGCGAUCACAGGUCGGAGACCCUGCCCUGGGCAUGGUCAGCACUGGGGCACCAAACACAAUCGGCGUAUGUCUUUGGCGGGUUCGACCCCUCCGACGGCAUAGGUGGACAUUCGAAUCCUGGUGGUUCCUCGUCCGGUUCUGCCGUUGGAGUCAGCGCCGGGUUCUGUCCGAUUUCGCUGGGAACAGACACCAUUGGGUCCUUGACGAUUCCGGCCACGCGUGCAGCGCUAUAUUCCAUGCGACCAUCGGUGGGGCUGGUUUCCACCGAGGGUGUUUUGCCUGUGUCGACAGACUACGAUACCGUUGGGCCAAUGGCAAAAUGUGUUCGCGAUAUAGCGGACACGCUGGACGUACUGGUGGACCGCCACAACGCGAACGUCCCUGGGGGCAGUUACUCCCAUUUCAUGACGCGAGAUUGGUCUGACAUCUCCGUCGGAACACUUGACCCAUCGUUGUGGAAAUUCAAUCCAGAUAUCACGAAGCCAGUACACUCAGCGACUGUUCAAAUGAUAAAUGAGACUUCAGCGGCCUACAAGAAACUAGAGAAGCUCGCCAAAAAAGUUUGCAAUGUGCCACUGAUUCACGGUGCGGAACUUGAUAAGAUCGACAACGCUGGGGAUGAGUUGCUCUUAGAAGUCGGUGGUUACGAUGAAGCUCUCAAAGGAUAUCUGCAGACGCUCGAGAAGCCAAAAGUCUCAAGUGUCGCCGAGUUGGUCGAAUUCAAUCAAGCACACGCCGAUGUGGAAUUACCAAAGGGCUACGACAAGCAGGAUAUGCUGAUUGCUGCAAGGGAUGCCCGAAUGAGCAAGAAGAGAUAUCAAGAGCUGCGACACCAAAUAUCUGUCAGCCUGGCCAAUGCCGGUGUGGAUCCCAUAUUGAAACAGUACGGUGUCGAUGUCAUUAUCGGGCCCAGCGACAGUGACAUUUACACCGUGUUCGGACUUUCUGGCUAUCCCGCAGUCACUCUGCCGCUUGGCUACCUCGAAUUCAAUGGCCGCCCUUUCGGUUUGGUUGCAUUGGCAUCUCACCAUCAAGAACCGUUGCUCAUCAAAGUUGCAAGUGCGUGGGAAGCGACCUUUCCAAAGCGCCAGCCGCCACGAGCCCUCGAGGAGCAUCGCAAAGGCCACUCUGGAUCGCUGUGA
Cladophialophora carrionii CBS 160.54 is the source of this 1593-nucleotide messenger RNA. RefSeq lists its product as uncharacterized. The record is from RefSeq and is a predicted model, not a curated record. NCBI's taxonomy places the organism in Eukaryota, Fungi, Ascomycota, Eurotiomycetes, Chaetothyriales, Herpotrichiellaceae. The transcript has 8 exons. Bases 1 to 1593 code for a protein of 530 amino acids.